AUGUCUUCGAAUGCGACACCAUCAGGCAUCAUCAUCGAUGCUCAGACUGGCAAACGUUACAUUCCUUCGUCAACCCGACCGAAUGGCACCAAGCAACGGGCCGGUGCCGUUCACAAAUGGCCCAAGGAUUCAGACACCCCACGAUAUCACAACCCAGAAAGCAAUAUCGAAUAUGACAGCGCUGUCAGCAAUAAAAAUAUCAAGCAAUCAAACUCUUCUCGAUACCCAGAGAAAACAAGGAAGACCAGAAUAUCUGGCAGGAGUCAUGGUGUGAACUUUGACAAGCAAAAAAUACAUGCGUUGGGUGCUGAAGCUUACAAGUCCAAGAAGGAGGAUCCUACAAACAAAAUUGCAAAACAAGAUGCCAAGAACCAACUAAAUCUACAGUUUAACCGGGAAGAGUCUCGCAGCUCGGAAGAAACGGCGGAACAAAAGCAAGAUCUACAUGCCAAGGAGGUCUCGCAGAUGAAGAAUUUGUCUAAGAAGCUGCCUGACCUUGGCGAGACUUCUGGUGAUGGUGAGGCUAAUGGCCCCCCGAGUUGGCUCGAUAUACUAAAAAUAGUUCAAGAGAUUGAGAAAGUUGAGAUUGUGGGGCUUCACAACGAAGAAAGCCCAAUGCCAGGGAAGAAUGUCGAGAAGAGGUGA
Penicillium soppii is the source of this 645-nucleotide messenger RNA. RefSeq lists its product as uncharacterized. Bases 1 to 645 code for a protein of 214 amino acids. The transcript has 2 exons. The record is from RefSeq and is a predicted model, not a curated record. Lineage: Eukaryota; Fungi; Ascomycota; Eurotiomycetes; Eurotiales; Aspergillaceae.